Myzus persicae (green peach aphid) is the source of this 1227-nucleotide messenger RNA. Its product is annotated as protein ALP1-like. The record is from RefSeq and is a predicted model, not a curated record. Bases 1 to 1227 code for a protein of 408 amino acids. The transcript is spliced from 3 exons. NCBI's taxonomy places the organism in Eukaryota, Metazoa, Arthropoda, Insecta, Hemiptera, Aphididae.
AUGGAUGCACUUGUUGCCGAGGUCGUCCGUCGCCGAAAAAAUGCAAUUAGUGUUUUUUUGUUAAUUGAAGGAUUAAGACGAAGAAAUAAUAGUAAGAAGCCAGUUAGAUUAUGGAGUCGUUCGUGGCUAUUGCGUCGUGACAAGCAUCAAAGUGUUCUGAAUAUGCUUUUUGAAGAACUUGGCCCAGAAAAUCCUGCAUGUUUCACAAAUUUUACCCGAAUGCAGGAAGAUUAUUGGAAUGAAUUACUGAUACUUGAUAGACUUUCUGUUACUCUUCGAUACUUGGCAACCGGUAAUACCUUCAAAGAUCUGAGCUACUCCACACGUAUUGCUCCCAAUACUAUUUCAAGCAUUGUUCGCUCUACUUUAGCAGCAAUUAUUCAAAUUCUAGAACCUAGAGUAAUCACUUUUCCAUCAACAGCAGAAGAAUGGGCUCUAGUUGGUCAUAAAUUUGAGACGUUGUGGAAUUUUCCUCAUUGUAUUGGCUCGUUGGAUGGAAAACACAUAAAUUUUCGUCCAGCUAGGAAAGAGGGAUCCAAAUUUAGAAAUUAUAAAGGGAAAGAUAGCAUUGUUUUGCUAGCCUUGGUUGAUGCUGAAUACAGAUUCUUGUUUGUUGAUAUUGGAAUGAAUGGUCGCAUGCACGAUUCAGAUGUCUUCCGUGAAAGUCCAUUGGGUAACAAAAUAUAUUCCAAUGCUUUACCUUUACCUUCCCCAUGUGAAGUACCUGGAUUCAAUUACAAAUUGCCAUAUGUGAUUGUUGGGGAUGAUGCAUUUGCCCUAAAGCCAAAUUUACUGAAACCUUAUCCAAGUCGAGGCUUGACACUUGAUAAAAGAAUUUUCAACUACAGAUUGAGCCGUGCCAGAAGAACUGUUGAAAAUGCAUUUGGUAUUCUUGCUAAUAGAUGGAGAGUUUUACUUUCUACCAUACCCCUUGACGUUGGUAUGGUUGAAACAAUUACAUAUGCUUGUGUGCUUUUACAUAAUUACCUCAUCACCAAGAAAAACUCACAUCAAUGGUAUGUACCUAACAACUAUAGAAUUUCAAACAAUUCUAAUGCAAACAGUCAUGAAGAACAAUUAUCUGAACAUCAGUAUGGUUUGGAGCAACAGACUGGUAAUCGCAGCAGUAAUAACGCCUUAGAGAUCCGUGAUAAAUUUUGCGAGUAUUUUAAUACUGCAGGCGUUGUACCCUUUCAAUAUGGUGCUAUAGAAAUGGGCAAUCAGUAG